Molecule: messenger RNA, 2787 nt
Organism: Hypomesus transpacificus
Lineage: Eukaryota; Metazoa; Chordata; Actinopteri; Osmeriformes; Osmeridae
Product: palmitoyltransferase ZDHHC8B-like
Exons: 10
Coding region: 213-2609 (798 amino acids)
Biological process (GO): protein palmitoylation
Molecular function (GO): palmitoyltransferase activity
Source: RefSeq, a predicted model, not a curated record
GCCUCGAGACCUGAUGGUCGGGUCGGAUCGCAGGGGAUACAGAAGACACUGCGGGAACAGUUAAGGCUGCUCGACUUUUAGUGAUGCCUUCGUUUGCAUUUGAUUUCUGGGCCAUGGAGGGAAGCCGGAACACCCAUAGAGGAGCAUUUAUGAUCGGAUCUUUGGUAUCGUUUUUGUUGGAAUAAUUUUCAGAUGAAUGUGGACAUAACAUAAUGCCCACCAGCGGCGGUCACAGAUUUAAACCGAGCGCAUUUAUUCCGGUGUCCACCGCUGCCUGUCUCCUAGUCGGCUCCACCUGUCUAUUCUUCGUUUUUACGUGCCCGUGGUUGGCUGCCACCCUCUCCCCGUCAGUGCCGCCAUGCUGCGCCACCCUCUUCCUCUUCGUCCUGGCCAACUUCACCAUGGCAACCUUCAUGGACGCCGGAGUGCUCCCAAUGGCUAACGAGGACGAGGACAAGGACGAGGACUUCCGCGCGCCGCUCUACAAGAACGUGGAGGUGAGGGGGGCGCAGGUGCGCAUGAAGUGGUGCUCUUCCUGCCACUUCUACCGCCCCCCGCGGUGCUCCCACUGCAGCGUGUGUGACCACUGUGUGGAGGACUUCGACCACCACUGUCCCUGGGUGAACAACUGCAUCGGGAGGCGGAACUACCGCUACUUCUUCCUGUUCCUGCUGUCGCUGACGCUGCACAUGGUGGGCGUGUUCACCUUCGGCCUCCUGUACGUCCUCCAUCACCAGGACGACCUGUGGAAGCUGCACUGCACCGUCACUCUGGUGGCCAUGAGUGUGUGUGGCCUGUUCUUCCUCCCUGUUCUGGGUCUCACUGGGUUCCACCUCUACCUGGUCUCUAGGGGGCGCACCACCAACGAACAGGUUACCGGCAAGUUCCAAGGAGGUGUCAAUCCUUUCACACGGGGUUGCUGCGGCAACCUGGAGUACCUUAUAUGCAGCCCCAUGUCUCCCAGGUACGCUGCCAGAGUGGUCAGGAGGACGUCAGUCCGGGUCCAGCCUCCCUUCCUGCGGCCUGAGACCAGCAGGCAUGCCCUGGUGAAGGCCAGGGACAACGGGGUGAACAGUCACGACACCCACGACAAGUGUUCGGACGUUUCCCCGGACGAGCCCGACGCCAAGCACGUGACCCCCACGCCGCCGCCCCCACUGCCCCCCAAACCCGACCCCAACAUGCUGAAGAGCCACUUGGCCGCGCUGGAGGAGAGUGGGGUCCACUCCAAAGCAGUGAUCCCUCUGUCCACCCCGACCGUCCAGCAGCUGAUGCCCGUCAUGGAGAACUCCUCCAGGGGCCCGUCGCCCUCUCUGGGGGACCAGAUCGCCAAAGCGGCGGCGGCCGAGGCCUGCGUGAAAGUCCAGGACGCGUCCCCCCACCUGGGGCCCCCCGGCCCCCCCGGCCAGCAUCGCAGGGCCUCCUCGCCCUCCCAGCCCCGCCCGCCAGCCUCACACCACUACCCCACCGCCACCACCACCAGCCCCCUGCAGCUCAACUCCCUCACCCUCAACUCCCGCUCCCUCACCCUUAAGCACGCCCAUCGCCACGGCAACAAACCCCAGCAGGCGGGCGGGCGUGCUGACGUCCUGGUCUCCAGCCCCCCCGCGGCGGGCGCGUUCCCCCCCUCCGGCGCGCUGGCUGGCCGUUCCAGCAGCCUCUCCUACGACAGCCUCGUAGCCCCGGGAGAGGCCCAUGUCCUGGGCCAGAGGGGGGUUCCGCUGGGGGGCUACCACUCCCACUACAUGACCCUGGUGUCGGACACGUCCGUGCUGCAGCACCCCCCCUCCCACGCCUACGGAGCAGUCUACAUGGGAGUCAGCAGACAGUCUCCACAGCCCAGGGAUCACUCACCCUCGCUUAAGGGCCUAACAUCCAGAGACCCCUCUCCCUCCCUCAAAGCCUUCUCUUCUAGAGACCCCUCUCCCUCCUUCAAAGCCCUCUCCUCCAGAGACUCCUCUCCUUCCCUCAAAGCCUUCUCCUCCAGAGACCCCUCUCCCUCCUUUCACGGACUCACCUCUCGCGAUCUCCCCCCUCCGGACACCCCCAUCGUGCGCUACGACAACCUCUCCAAGAGCAUCAUGGCGUCCAUCCAGGGGCGUCGUGAGCAGGAGGAGAGGGAGAGCGCCUUGCGCCUGCAGGCCCGCUCCCACGCCCUCCACGGCCCCGACACGGGCGUCUACGACGUCCCCAGCCGACGCAGCCUGCUGGCGGACGGCGUGCGCCCUCCGGGGGCGCGAGGCCCCACCCCUCCGGCGUACGGGUCUCGGGAGUUCCUGAUGAGCACGGGUAUCCUGGGUUACGGGGUGGGGAGGGCGUCGCCGCUCGCCAGCUCGUCGACUUCCUCCCUGCCGCGCGGCCCCAGGGUGGCCUGCUCCGCCCUGCAGAGCAGUAGCACCUCCAGCCUACACGGCAAGAACCGCUACGGCUCGCAAGCCUACUGCCCCGAGCCCCUGCCCCCGCCCUCCGCCUCCACCCUGCCUCGCAUCCCCAUCUCCACCGCCUCAUCCUCCCACGCCUACACCUUCACCUCCUCCUCCAAGCGCCCCUCUCUCACUCACUCCCAGGAGGCCAAGGGUCCUGCACCUCCUCUGGGGCUGUCGAAGUAGCUUGCCCACGGCAGGGUUGGUGGAGGCGUUCAGAGCUAUGCAUCGCCCGGCACUGCAGGUCCCAACAGUGUGUGCAUGGGAGGACAUCGAUAUGCAGUUAAGGGAGCCUGUUUCUAUUGUUUGUUUGUUUAAGGGAGCCUGUUUCUAUUGUUUGUUUGUUUAAGGGAGCCUGUUUCUA